AGGAGUCGCGUAGUGACGGCCAUCUUUGAUGUUGGCCGCUCCGAUCCAGUCCGGCCCUCGACCCUGACCUGACGAGCGCAGACCCUGCGGCGGUGUUGAUAUCAACGGGGACUGAGACGGUUCCUAGAGGGUGUCUGAGACUGAAGAACAAGAAACAAGGGAACCAUGUCAUUAACAGCUGGUUUGAAAACUGAUUUUGAGCGGUUGCUUCUGCGCUUUCAGCAGACUGAAAGUGUGCGCUAUGAGGAGUUCUCUGCGAUCUGGCGAGACAUGAAGUUCUCUACUAUCUUUUAUGGGAAAAUGGGCAAAACUGAUAGCAGGAAGUUCACCAAGGAAGCACUAGCUAUGGCAGGUCGAUACUUUUCCCCUCCUUACAGCUUUCAAAUCCGAUUUGGAGGCUUAUACCUCCUUUAUGGGCUCUACAAUACACAGCUUUGUCAGCCUAAGGAAAAGAUAAGGAUAGCAUUGAAGAAUUGGGAUGAGGUGCUCAGUUGCCAAGAGGAAAUGGUGAACGCAGAACAUUUUGAUGCUGUUUAUAUUCUGAACAAACUUCUAAAUGACAAAGCCUUCCAUUUCACAGCAAUGCCAGCAUUGCUCAUUUACAAUCGAAAGAGAAAAAAAAUUCCCAAUGAAGAUGUGAAUGAGAAUUUACGGGAAAAGUCUAAUCUGAUAUCUGAACUCAUUAAUGCCGAGGCUUUGGAGGAAUUAACAAAUGUACAUGAACACUAUCAAGCCAUGAAGCAUACGAUCUCUGCAAACAAAACACAGCUGGACAAAGCACUAAGUUUAAUUCGAGGGAACUUUGUGUCUGAUUUGAAGAAUAUUGCAUUGAAUUUUCAACAGUGGCAAGAGAAUAAGAACAUGAACUUGACUGACCAGUCAGGAAUCCCAGUCUCAAAAUGUGAAGAACCUGAAGAAGAAAAGGGUUUCAAACGUGCACAGACCUUAGCAGAGAUAAAGUCAAAAUCGUAUAAUUCCGCAAUCAAGGUAUCCAGAUCCAGGCGGCACCGGCAAGUAAAAAUAAUACCUGACUGCACGAAAGGGAAGAAAUCCCCAAAAGUUCAUGCCGACAAGAAAGAUACUGCACUAUCCAAGAAAAGGCGAUAACAUUGAAGAUAAUGGUGAACAAUGCAUGUCAAAUAACCAGAGCUAAUACAGUAACCGCUACAGUUUCAGCAACUUCUGCUGAGCAGUCUGGAGAAAAACACUUUCGUAACUGAGUGGUUUAAAACAGCAAUCCCAUCAGUGCUGGUGGUUUGGAUCUAAGUUGCACAUUAAAGUGUUAUAUUGAAUUUGUGCUGAAAACAAACAAAUAUCUUUAUCGGCUUUCUAAAACAAAUUAUAAUUAGUAUAUGGCAAGAAGAUGUUUAUCGUAUCCAAAUACUGAAUUGUAAGAAGAUUCUUGAUUUGUUUUCAAGUCUUGCACAUGAAAUCAAUGCUUUUGCCACUCGGGUUAAAGGUAUGUAGGUUUUGGGAAAUGGUUCACCCUGCCUCCUCUCUCCAUCCUAUCCCAAUUUUAACACACCUAUCAUUUGCUUGUCAGAGUCACUCAAGUUAGAGUAAAACGUUAUAUACUGUGUCUCAAGAUCCUCUGCACCAGAUGAGUAUUCUCAGUUUCGCCUGUUGAAUUAAAUAAUAGGUGCAGAAUUUCAAAUUAAAAAAAAAAAAAAAAUUUUAAUCUGCAUUCUCACUCACACUGAAUAAAACCUGUUCCUAUUACACAUCUUCUCAAAUACUCCAACAUAGGCUGAAUCCUAAAAGUGUGUUUUUUGGCUUUGCAUUAAUAUUUACAACUUAAUUUGGCAAUGAAAUAACAAGCACAGAUUAGCUUUUAUCACUUGUGAAUUAAGUUGUCGACAAACACUCUGAAAAAUAAAACGUGGAAUUUUACUUUAACUAAUUGCCUGUCUAUUCCAGCAGUGCAUAAUAAAGUUGAUUUUGUUAUUUACCUUUA
This is a messenger RNA of Leucoraja erinaceus (little skate), 1954 nucleotides long. Its product is annotated as snRNA-activating protein complex subunit 1-like. Gene Ontology annotation, biological process: snRNA transcription by RNA polymerase II; snRNA transcription by RNA polymerase III. The transcript is spliced from 10 exons. Gene Ontology annotation, molecular function: sequence-specific DNA binding. Lineage: Eukaryota; Metazoa; Chordata; Chondrichthyes; Rajiformes; Rajidae. The record is from RefSeq and is a predicted model, not a curated record. The coding region runs from base 166 to 1107 and encodes 313 amino acids. Gene Ontology annotation, cellular component: snRNA-activating protein complex.